AUGAAAAUAGCCAUAGAAGGUUGCGCUCAUGGUGAGCUGGAAAAGAUAUACGAUCUGAUCGAAUCCAUACAGCAGGAGCAAAACAUUACGGUUGAUCUGUUAAUAUGCUGUGGCGAUUUUCAAUCAACGCGCAACUUACAGGAUUUGCAGUGUAUGGCUGUGCCGCAGAAACAUUUGGAUAUGUGUAGUUUCUACAAGUACUACAGCGGCGAAAAGAAAGCCCCUAUCUUAACGAUCUUUAUCGGAGGCAACCAUGAAGCGUCCAACUAUCUGCAGGAGUUACCCUACGGUGGAUGGGUAGCGCCAAACAUUUUCUACCUUGGCUAUGCGGGCGUUGUCGAUUGCAACGGCGUUCGAAUCGGUGGCAUUUCAGGCAUCUACAAGGGGCACGACUUUCUGAAGGGUCGUUUUGAAUUUCCACCCUACGAUGAGGCGAGCAAGCGAAGUGUUUACCAUCAGCGUCAGAUCGACGUGUUUCGUUUGAAACAAUUAUCGCCGACGGUCGAUGUGAUGCUAUCGCAUGAUUGGCCCCGUGCCAUCACCAACCACGGUAACGAGGCGCAACUGCUGCGCUUUAAGCCAGCGUUCCGGGAGGACAUUGAGACUAACAGGCUGGGCAGUGCACCGUGCGAAGAUUUGCUACAGAAGCUACAACCACCGUACUGGUUUGCGGCCCAUUUGCACUGCAAAUUUGCAGCCCUGGUACCACAUUCCAAGGAGAAAUCGACGAAAUUUUUAGCCCUGGACAAAUGUCUUCCGAAAAGACGGUUUUUGCAGAUUCUGGACGUUGCUACGAAGUUGGACGGCAACAGGGUGAAAGAUGGCAAUGUGUCACCCAUACGGUUGAAGUAUGAUCUCGAAUGGUUGACAAUAUUGAACCUUACGAACCAUCUAAUAAGCAUCCGGAGCUCGAACGGUUACAUGCCCGGUGAGGGAACCGAGGAGCGAUUUAACUUCACACCUUCCGAGGAGGAAAAGGCGAAAGUGUUGGAACGGUUCGACAAUGAUCUCACUAUUCCGGAUAAUUUUGUUCGCAUAGCCGAAUCAUAUCAACCGGACGAAAAGGGUACGAUGGAUAUGCGAUCGGUUGAGCAACCGCGAGCGUUUUUAAACCCCCAGACAACUUUCUUUUGUGACAAGCUAAACAUUGAUGAUCCGCUACGGCUUGCAAUGCUCAUGACGGGCCACAAGCUUAAUACGUCCACUUAUGUCGAUCCACAAGCAGAACAAGAAGGAACCACUAAGGAAUCGUCAAGACUUUCUAAUGCAGAUGAACUUGAUGUCGGCGAUGAUGAAGAUGAGGAGCAAGAGAAAGAUCGAAAGCAAGAAUCGGGAGAUGCACAAAAUACGUCUGAACAUCCCCAGACACCAGUACAAGCGAAACUAUCGCUUUCUUCUCUUUUGCCACAACCGAAAUGGAGACAACAGGAUUCACACGAUUCUGACCUUUCGACAACGUUUAACGAUUCCACACCGAACUGCAGUGCCACAAGCAAUCCAACUCCACAGAAAAUGGCCGACGAUAGUACAUGCAUCCUUUCGGAAUCCGGUCUCGCAGUGGACGAUCUUAAUUUGUCCAGCCCACGAACACUAACGGAAACGGAAGCUAACGAACAGGAAAAUCCACCCGUCAAGAAGUUCAAACGGAGAAAUCAAACGAUCUACACAAAGGACGAGAGCGAUUGA
This is a messenger RNA of Anopheles marshallii, 1686 nucleotides long. It is a transcript of the gene ldbr, whose product is annotated as lariat debranching enzyme. Gene Ontology annotation, biological process: mRNA splicing, via spliceosome. The transcript is spliced from 2 exons. Lineage: Eukaryota; Metazoa; Arthropoda; Insecta; Diptera; Culicidae. The record is from RefSeq and is a predicted model, not a curated record. Gene Ontology annotation, molecular function: RNA lariat debranching enzyme activity. The coding region runs from base 1 to 1686 and encodes 561 amino acids. Gene Ontology annotation, cellular component: nucleus.